This is a messenger RNA of Rana temporaria (common frog), 3763 nucleotides long. It is a transcript of the gene PSMD14, whose product is annotated as proteasome 26S subunit, non-ATPase 14. The coding region runs from base 212 to 1156 and encodes 314 amino acids. The record is from RefSeq and is a predicted model, not a curated record. Gene Ontology annotation, biological process: protein deubiquitination; proteasome-mediated ubiquitin-dependent protein catabolic process. Gene Ontology annotation, molecular function: protein binding; metallopeptidase activity; proteasome binding. Lineage: Eukaryota; Metazoa; Chordata; Amphibia; Anura; Ranidae. Gene Ontology annotation, cellular component: proteasome regulatory particle, lid subcomplex. The transcript is spliced from 12 exons.
CGUCACGCUGCACCCGGAAGUAGUUUCUGCACAUUGCUUUGAAUGAAAUCCGGCUGAUUCACUGCGGCAGCCGGUAGGAGAAGUUUGUUUCGGUCGGAAAGAUUUUGCUCAGCGUUGUAUUGUAAGUCAUCCUGUUUGCCUACCAGACCCCAGAGUGAAAAUACCUGUGUGAGCUGAUUCAGGGGAACAGCAAAGUCAAGUAUCAUUUGGAAUGAGAAGGAAUAUGGAUCGACUGCUGAGGCUUGGGGGUGGUAUGCCUGGACUUGGUCAGGGCCCUCCUACCGAUGCUCCUGCAGUAGACACUGCUGAACAGGUGUAUAUUUCCUCUCUGGCUUUGCUUAAGAUGUUAAAGCAUGGACGGGCUGGUGUCCCCAUGGAAGUGAUGGGACUGAUGCUAGGGGAGUUUGUGGAUGAUUACACAGUCAGAGUUAUUGAUGUGUUUGCCAUGCCUCAGUCUGGAACCGGUGUUAGUGUGGAGGCAGUGGAUCCCGUGUUUCAAGCAAAAAUGUUGGACAUGUUGAAACAGACUGGAAGGCCCGAGAUGGUGGUGGGUUGGUACCACAGUCACCCCGGCUUCGGUUGCUGGCUUUCCGGUGUCGAUAUCAACACCCAACAGAGCUUUGAAGCCUUAUCGGAAAGAGCUGUAGCAGUGGUGGUGGAUCCUAUUCAGAGUGUAAAGGGAAAGGUUGUUAUAGAUGCCUUCCGAUUAAUCAAUGCCAACAUGAUGGUUCUGGGACAUGAACCAAGGCAAACCACUUCAAAUCUUGGCCACUUAAACAAACCAUCUAUACAGGCAUUAAUUCAUGGUCUGAACAGACAUUACUACUCUAUAACAAUCAACUACAGAAAGAAUGAACUGGAACAGAAAAUGCUGUUGAAUUUACACAAGAAGAGUUGGAUGGAGGGUCUGACACUUCAGAAUUACAGUGAGCAUUGUAAACUCAAUGAGACCGUGGUAAAAGAAAUGUUGGAGCUGGCAAAGAACUACAACAAGGCUGUAGAGGAAGAGGACAAGAUGACCCCCGAGCAGCUUGCUAUAAAGAAUGUUGGGAAACAGGAUCCCAAGCGUCACUUGGAAGAACACGUGGAUGUUUUGAUGACCUCUAAUAUUGUCCAGUGUUUAGCAGCCAUGUUGGACACAGUUGUAUUUAAAUAGCGGGUGAUUUCCGGAUGUGUGUGUCCGUUGGUCUGUGACCAGAAUAUGUAUGGAAGCAGCAGACACUAUUAUGGACUGUUUUUUUUAUUUUUCACAAUACUCUGUAUAAAUCGCAACAAGCGCAAUUCAUACGUUUCCUUUUCUUUUCUUUUUGUUCUCUUCUGUUUUUAAACAUUGAAAUACUGAAAAUAUAUGUAUUUUGGGGAAAUGCUGUUCAUGAGAUAAAAAAAAAAUGUUGCUGUAAUAAAUAUUACUGCUGUCAUUGGAGACUGUGUAUCAGCUAUACAAGAAAAAGGCGGCGGCACACCUUGCCUCUAGUGCAUUAUCAUAAAACUCUUUUAUUGAAUGAAACCGAAAUCCAUUGUACUCACAAAGGUGCAUGAUAGAGUGCAUAUAACAUAAUUCAGUCCCAACACUGAAAACGUGUCCAUCCACCGGAGCAUAGCUUGCGCGUUUCAAGGGCUAUGCCCUCUUCAGAGCUGACCAGAACCCCAUUGAUACAAACUAUAGUUAUAACUAUUGUCCAAAGUACAAGAGCCCACCACUAAGGGCACUUCAUAAACAUCAACCCCUGCAGGGCAGCAGUCAGACUCAAAUUCCCCUAAAUAAAUCAUAUAGCAGUAUAACAAGGCAGUGAGCACAAACCAUCCAGCACAUAAAGUGAAAAAUUAAACAAUGCCACAGGACGUAGCAUAAAAACUCUUGAACUAUAACAAUAGUAUGUGUGUAUCUGCAGUCCCGUGACAACCUGUUGGGUCCAUUCAUUGUCUGAUCUUGCAUUGAAAAAUGAUAGCCUGGAGCUGGUUGCCAUGGAAAACACGCUUUAGAAUCAGUUACUUUCCUACACAAAGCCCACUGGGGUUUUGUAGAUCAGCCCAGUUGUGGAAAUCUCAUUGGUUCUGUUUUAUUUAUCUAUCUAAGGGAAGGACUGUCUGAUACUCAGAUUCAUAUGUCACAAUGGCCCCUUUAGAUUGAAAUCUCAACUCCAUCUUAUGAUGCACGUUACAUAGUUUAGGCCCAAAUGACCUGUGUCCCUCACUAAGAAGUAUGGCCGCUGGAUGUGCUGUAUAAACGGUAUGUGGCUGAGGCUAAAGCUAGCAUAUCGCACCGUGUUCCGGAUUCCAGACGAGAUUUCCGGUCUCAUACCCGGAACACAUUGGAGUCCAUCUGAUUGGCGCUGAGCCAUUCCGAGAGAGGAAUGUAUUCUAGCAAUGAAUACAAAGAUUCCUCUGGCUGAGACAGAGGUUUUGACACCAGCCUGCCUCUGACUCAGCCAAUCAGAGAAAGCUUCGUAUUCACUGCUAUAGAAUACAUUGCUUUCUCGGAAUUGCUCGACGUCAAUCAGAUAGACUAAGGUGUUCUGGUUAUGAGAUAGGAAGUCUCGGAUGGAGCCCGGAACAUAUGCUGUAUUUAGCCUCCUCUACGUACAGUUUAUGCAGCACAUCCAGUGGCCUCACAUGUUGGUGAGGGACAUCGUUUGUUUGGGCAAGCUGGCUUGAACAAACUUUGUAAAGUGUAUGAAAAGCUGGAGUUCAACUUUAAACCUGAGAGAGAAGCUGGUUUAUGUAAUAGAGCUGUAAUAAAAUGUACCUUGUUCAGGAGGUCAUCACAAAGGCAGAAUCUAGCGAUCAAAAGGCUUUUAGUGGUGAGCAAGAUUUUCAGACAUGUAGCUGAUUUCCUCUCUAAAAAUCCUACUGAAGAAAACUACAAACUGCCUUUAUGUUGCUCACUGUUGGUACCCUAAGGGAGGUCAUACACUACCCAGUGACCAUAAUAUUGCAACUUUUAAUGACUGGACAUUACUGACGGUUUACAGAAAGGCAAUAUAGAGGAUCAGAAGUUCCUGAAAUUUCCAGUAAAGAUUGCUAAUCUGCAUAAAACCAAUCAUUGACCAUUCCUUUUUCUAUGGAGAGAAAGGCGCAAGCCAUGUAAAGCACACAUUGCAGUUUUUUAUCAAAUGGGUCACGCUGAAAGAUUACACGGAUUCCCUUAACACAUGCUAACCUUCGAGGCCCAUCAUUCUUUGCAAAAGAUAUUCUCAUGCAUGGUGAUCUGUAGCUUUAAUAAAAAAAAAAGCAAAACAACUCUGAGAUGCCCCAAAUGAGACCCUACAUUCAGAGUCGCAUUUUAGUUCUGGGACAGAGGAAAUUAACCUUUCCAGCUUCACUCCACUUUGUGGCUGGUGCAGAAUUCGCUUUUAUUCUCGGAGUUGGAGAAUUGCAGCUUCAGGUGAAACUUCUCAAACAGAUGUAUUUCUCUUUGACAGAUUCCCUUUCAAAGAGCAUAUUGCAUAUCCUGUGGCAGUGACGGAGUUAAUGUAUUCUUCAAAACACACUAACUGCAGUUUUGAACUGGACUACAGGUGAUUCAAAGACAUCCAAUAACACGAGCUGCUGCUUUAAAGGGGGGACAUCUGGCACUGUGCGACUUGGGAGCAGCACACUAACACCUUUCAGUCUCUGUUGUCCAAUUACUUCUGUCCCUAUAUAUCAUAGACUACAGACAGCAAAGUAGUUUGAGCGUAUAUUAUGUCCAUUUGAUGCUUAAAAGGCAGAAUCAUAUUGCAGGUUUUUGUGUUGCAUUAUAAUAAAAUACAUUUACACUUUU